AAGCCAACAAACUACGGAACCUCAACUAACUUAUCAAAAGUAAAGAGCUACCAGUCUUGCUUUCUCAACCACCAUUGAUAAAUCACCGAUAAGAUUGAACACAAAUUGACCAUAUCAUUUAAUUAUAAAACUAUAUUAAAUCCCAGUUACCUCCCACUAUUAAUAAUAAACCCUGCUGUGUCUGCUGAUGCUGAGCUUGACUUGUUGAAUGCCGAAGAGUGAGGCCUGUUGUUUGCAGAAAAAAAAAAAAAUGGGAGACUCGAAACUUGCCACAACAUCAAAUCAUGCUACAGAAGAAACUAACAGAGAAGAGCAGAAAAGUCAGGACUGUAACAAGAUGGAGUUCUCCGAAGAUGAAGAGCUGCUCAUUGCCAGGAUGUUUAACCUAGUUGGAGAAAGGUGGGCUUUGAUUGCUGGGAGAAUUCCGGGAAGAACGGCAGAAGAGAUUGAGAAGUAUUGGACUGUAAGACAUAAAUCAUCAUGAAGAUGAAGAUGAAGAUGAGAGGCAUGCAUGUAGAUGUAGUUAGUGUGAUUGUUUUGAUAAUUUCAAUAAUAAUCCAAAGUUUGGUCAUGGAGCUUUGUGAUCGACUUGUUAUUGUAUAUAAUUGUUCAUUAAGAUCAUUGCCUAUCAAUCUAAGGAUGUCUUCAAACUUUCA
Mangifera indica (mango) is the source of this 656-nucleotide messenger RNA. Its product is annotated as MYB-like transcription factor ETC1. Lineage: Eukaryota; Viridiplantae; Streptophyta; Magnoliopsida; Sapindales; Anacardiaceae. The record is from RefSeq and is a predicted model, not a curated record. Gene Ontology annotation, biological process: cell differentiation. Bases 209 to 484 code for a protein of 91 amino acids. Gene Ontology annotation, molecular function: transcription cis-regulatory region binding. The transcript is spliced from 3 exons. Gene Ontology annotation, cellular component: nucleus.